AUGGCUCCUGCUGCCUCAGCUGCCCCAGCACAAAAGCAGUCCGCUUCGGGUAAGGAAAAGAGCUUCAAAGACAAGGACAAGCCAGAAAGCGUUCGUAACAGGUGACUUUCUUUUUCGUAUCUUUUUAAAUUUCAAUAUUUCAGUAAUAUUGUCGCAGCUAAAGCGGUUGCGGAUGCUGUGAGAACAUCUUUGGGCCCAAGAGGCAUGGAUAAAAUGAUUCAAUCAGGAAAUGGAGAUGUCACCAUUACAAAUGAUGGGGCUACAAUCCUCAACCAAAUGAGCGUGAUCCAUCCUACAGCUAAAAUGGUUUGUAAUUGAAGAUUACUGAACUAAUGUUCUCACUAAUCUUAAAAAAAGAAGCUUUUUUAAGCUCGUGGAACUCUCGAAAGCUCAAGAUAUCGAAGCUGGCGAUGGUACUACAACUGUUGUGGUUAUGGCUGGUGCGCUUCUGGAUGCCGCUCAGAAUCUCUUGCAAAAAGGUACGGUUUUUUUUUUGCUAAUAUUAAAAAAAAAUUUGGUUUUAUUAGAAAACAAUACUUUUCAAGCAGAUAUCAUUUAUGAUUUUUCUGUCGUUUUUGCACGUUCCUAUCAAUUUCUUCAGGAAUUCAUCCUACGACCAUCUCGGAAUCUUUCCAAGGUGCGGCCGCGCAAGCUGAGCAGAUUCUAGAAGAAAUGAGCUCUCCCGUCUCACUUGACAAUGACGAGUUGCUCGUGAAGAUGGCAACUACUUCGUUAAACUCGAAGGUAUUCGUAAUAACUGAACUUUCGAUUGGGUUUAUUUCGUAUUUUCAGGUCGUUUCUCAGCAUUCCUGGCUUUUAGCUCCUAUGGCCGUGAACUCUGUCAAGAAAAUCAUCGAUCCCGCCACGGACACAAAUGUUAAUCUUAAGAUGAUCAAGAUCGUCAAGAAGAUGGGAGACACGGUCGAGGUUCCUGGCUUCUGUGAUUAAUUCAUUCUGAUAGUUGCUUAGGAGUCAGAACUUAUCGAUGGAGCUCUUAUCGACCAGAAGUCGAUGGGCCGCGGCGGUCCAGUUCGCGUAGAGAAAGCCAAGAUUGGCCUUAUCCAAUUCCAGUUGAGCCCUCCCAAAACCGACGUCAGUGUUUCAAAACUUUUUUUAACGGAGAAAGGGGCUGAAUUCUUUCAAAAAUUUUUUUAAAGAUGGAAAAUCAAGUCAUUAUCUCCGACUACGCUCAAAUGGACCGCGCCUUGAAGGAAGAACGACAAUAUUUGUUGGAUUUAUGCAAGCAAAUCAAGAAAGCAGGAUGCAAUGUUUUGCUCAUUCAAAAAAGCAUUCUGAGGUUACACUUGUGAUAUUUCGCAUAUUUUAUCAAUUUUUUUUUAUUUCAGAGACGCUGUAAACGAGCUUUCUUUGCACUUUUUGGCAAAGAUGAAGAUUAUGGUCGUUAAGGACAUUGAGCGAGAAGAUAUUGAGUUUUACUCACGGGUUGGAUCUCUUUCCAUUUUCCGAUCAUAAAUCAAAACUUUUUAAAGCUUCUUGGAUGCCGUCCCAUCGCCUCUGUUGAUCAUUUCGUCGCAGAAUCACUUGGAUCUGCUGAUCUCGUUGAAGAAAUCUCGACCGGAGGUGACGGAAAAGUUAUCAAGGUGGCUCUUUGAUUUGUUUUGAGAAGUAAUGUAAACCUCGAUAAUUUUUCAAAGAUUGCUUGAGGUUUUCUCACAUUUUCAAGGCAAUAAAAGAAAAAACGAAAAAUCAUAUCUAGGUGACUGGUGUGCAAAAUCCUGGCCACGCAGUUUCCAUUCUUCUCCGCGGCUCCAAUAAGUUGGUUCUCGAGGAGGCUGAUCGCUCUUUGCAUGAUGCUCUAUGUGUGAUUCGCUGUCUCGUCAAGAAGAAGGCUCUUCUACCAGGUUCAUUCUUCAUCUCACUUUCUUGUUACUCUUAGGUUUUUCAGGUGGUGGAGCUCCUGAAAUGGAAGUCGCCGUCAAACUGCGUCAGUUGGCUCAAGCUCAGCACGGCGCUCAACAAUAUUGCUGGAGGGCCUUCGCAGAUGCUCUUGAACUUGUGAGCUAAUCAGCUUUCUUGUUCUCCAUAUCUUUCAAUUACAGCAAGAUUAUUAUUGCUUUUCAAUCUGGAAAGUUCAGGAAAUUUUGUUUCAAUCCAUAUUUUUUUAACAAAAAUUAUAGCUGUGAAAUAUUCUUUCUUACAAGGGAGGUUGGGAAUUUCCUGAAAAGUGGCCAGAAAAAUUCUUAUUGUACCAUAUGAAUAUCCGGAAAGUCGACCUGCAUAACUUCCAAGUUUUCGAUAAGGAAGUUCAGUCGAUGAAACUUUUCACAUAACGUUAUAGGAGAGUGAGAAAGUAUUAGCAUCGUCUUGUUAGAGUUACUUUUUUCUUAGGUUCCAUACACGUUGGCUGAGAACGCCGGUUUGUCUCCGAUCCACACGGUGACAGAACUUCGCGCCCAACAUGCCAACGGCAACUCUGACUAUGGAGUUAACGUCAGAAAGGUCGGAUUUGACAUAAAACCUUCUUUUGUAACAAUCCUUUUAGGGCUACGUGACGGACAUGCGGGAGGAAAACGUUGUUCAACCAUUGCUGGUCACCCUGUCCGCCAUCAAACAGGCCGCCGAAUGUGUUCGCUCCAUCCUGAAGAUUGACGACAUUGUAAGUUUUUCUUUUGUUCUUCUUAACCGGAUGUUAAGUUUGAAUUUCCAGUAAUCAUAGAAAGAAUAAAAAUUGAGUGUUGUAUUCGCUCCUUUUUUAAUAUCUUACCUUUACUAUUACUUUUUUUUAAAAAUUAUAUCAUAAGUUUGCCAGAAAGGCUCAGAAGCUCUUUAUUUUCUAUUUGAAACUCUAAAUGGAUAAAUAACUUCAUUUUCCAGGUGAUGGCUGUUCGCUAA
Molecule: messenger RNA, 2853 nt
Organism: Caenorhabditis auriculariae
Lineage: Eukaryota; Metazoa; Nematoda; Chromadorea; Rhabditida; Rhabditidae
Source: the annotation of a GenBank genome assembly